AUGGGUCUUCCCCGGACCGGAUCCGCUUCCCUGGCCGAAGCACUGGAGAUUCUCGGCUACGACGGAGUGUAUCACGGCGUGAAAGCAAUCGACUCGCCGGAAGACUGGAAGGUCUUUGACCGCGCUGCCGAUGCCACGUUUCUCGGUUUCACUCAAGAGGAGUGGAACGAGCUCUACGCGCCAUACGAGGCCACCACGGACAUGGCCUCUGUUUUCGGGACUCAUCUAAUCAAAGCUUACCCAGAUGCCAAGGUGGUCCUGACAAUCCGGGACUUCGACAAGUGGUUCAAGAGUAUGGAUGAGAAUGUCCUGCAGCAGCUUUGGAGUCCGGCUGCCAACUUCUCCGUCAAUGUUAUUGAGCCUAUUCUUGGCUCUCGUGCUGGGCCAGCCUCGCGGAAGAUGAUGCUCGGGUUGUUCGAGGCCAAGAACGUUGAUGAAGCACGCAGCAAGGCAAGGGAGGCAUAUGAUAGGCAUCAUCGCGAAAUCCAGGACUGUGUUCCGGCCGAUCAGCUGUUGAUCUAUCGUAUGGGCGAGGGGUGGGAGCCGCUGUGUGAAUUCCUCGGUAGACCGGUACCGGACGUGGAAUUCCCAAGGGUCAAUGAGGCUGCAGCUCUGAAAGCGAAGAUAGCGGAAAAGGUCAAGCGAGAUAUGUCCAGUGCGGCUUUGACUUUGGCGCCAUAUGUGUUUGGCAUUGGGGCACUUGGUAUUGCUUACUUUGCGGCCACGCAAUACAGCGGUUAG
Molecule: messenger RNA, 741 nt
Organism: Clonostachys solani
Lineage: Eukaryota; Fungi; Ascomycota; Sordariomycetes; Hypocreales; Bionectriaceae
Source: the annotation of a GenBank genome assembly